Macrobrachium nipponense is the source of this 2721-nucleotide messenger RNA. RefSeq lists its product as uncharacterized. Gene Ontology annotation, biological process: transforming growth factor beta receptor signaling pathway. NCBI's taxonomy places the organism in Eukaryota, Metazoa, Arthropoda, Malacostraca, Decapoda, Palaemonidae. The coding region runs from base 132 to 1133 and encodes 333 amino acids. The transcript is spliced from 5 exons. Gene Ontology annotation, molecular function: frizzled binding. The record is from RefSeq and is a predicted model, not a curated record.
CGAGACGUUUCAGUGUGAGUGUAGCUGUGACUGAGUAAGGAUGCUAUAGGCAUGCGCUCCUGCCGUGGCGUAUCUUAUGCGCUCCAUUCGUGGGUAAUUUUGACAUAGAAGUUUGCGAUCGGUUAAUCAUCAUGGACUGCUUGAUGGGCGAAGUGAGGAGGAGUGUGCCUUACUGCGUCAUGGCCCUCGUCUUGUUAAACUUGCUGGCCGACAUUAGGGUUGCUAAGGGAGAAUAUUUGCAUAAAAACUCCACUACAGAUACUUCAAAUGACACCACCACCCCAUCCCCCCCGGCGCUCAGAAGAAUUCACACCACGGAAGAAAAUAAAGAAGAUGGGGAAGUUGGUUGUCACUGCAAUCUCCCUCGGUGUGUCACUACGAGUUACAUGUGUAAGAGUGCCAUGGGGGCGUGCUUUACCAGAAACACGCCGACACCCACCCGUGCAUACGCGCAAGCUCACAGGAUGUACCAGCGGAGGGCGCCGAUGCAUGGUUGUGUUGAAUUGUUGCCAGAGUCCCUUCAUAAAGAAUGUAUGAAAAAGAGUGGUGCACGCACUAGUAGCAGAGAGGGCGAUCACACAGAAACUGCCAACAGUGACCCUGACCAUGUGCCUGAUCCUGAGCUAAGUUGUUGUAGUCAAGAUAUGUGUAAUUACCAUGAUACUGGUGUAUACAUACCAGUUGAUAUUACAUAUGAUAGUCAAACAGAUAUGAAUAGAAAAGAUACAGAGAUGGUGGAGACUUUAUGGUUUAGAGCAGCUACCAUUGCUGUUCCCAUAGCAGGAGGAUUCAUUUUGAUAGUGUUAGUUUUGCUAGCAAGCAGAAUGCUGUCAAAGGAAAACAAAAGACACAGAAUGGCACAGGUAAUUGGAGAACGAUACCUCAAGGCACCCCUGUACCCAGGUGGGUCAUCAGAGCCACUGCCUCAUCUUCCAUUGUAUUACCAUGCUCCUCUCUCUAAAGCUCCCUCACUUGCUCAGUCAAGCCAUAGGGCAUCGUAUGAGGAAAAGCCUUGCAAUUACAGGCCUCCUGAUAUACAGAUAUGUAGCUUAGAGGAGAUAAAGCCCCUGAAUAUUUUAAAUCAAGAUAUACACUGGGACCAAAGGGACACAGAUUCUCCUCUGCCUUCUUGAAGACUGCAUUGUUAUUGUAAGGACGUUCUUAGCAUGAAAGACUUGCAUUUGCAGCUGUGAGUUGAAAAAAUUGCUAAAGAGAGACAUGUAUUGCAGUCUUCCUGAAGUUAUUACAGAAGCAGUGGAAGUGUUUGAAAAAAGGAGAUUACACUAAAGUUUGCCAGAUCAUCAGUUUUGUGAUAAGUGAAGUGUCAUUUUUAAAUAGUUUUCAAAGCAUUUACAGUUGCUAAAGCUUUUGAUCUUCAACACCAAAAAGAUUUUAGUAAGUUGAUUUUAGAAGUCCCAAUGCAGUAUUGAACAUUGGUAACUGUAAUUCAGAUUUUGACACAAAAAUAGUGCCUGAAAACAAAAAUUUCAUAGACAUCUAAUGCAUAUUUUGGAUAGACUAAACUGAUUUUUGAAAAGACUAUUUUUUACUGUCCUUAAGAGUGUUGUCCCCUUUUGAAGUUUUGUAAAGUGCUACCAAAAGGAUUUUCUGUGAUUUUUUGCUCAGAAUAAUCAGUUGUAAAUUAUACAUUGCAUCCACAUUUCUCACUUCUCUUAUGCUUAAGAGAAUUACCAAUUACCAGAUAUUAAGAAUAAUUUAAGCAGAAAGGUCUGUUUAUUUUUUACAUUUAAUUUGAAUGGUAAUCUCAUAUGUUGCAUUAGUAUUGCUGCUUUGUUUAAUAAGAUAUUUAUCACUUUGGUGAUGUCUUGAACAAUCUCUGUGAGAUAGAUUGCCUUGUAUGUUGUUGAUGAAUAUAUCGUCCUUGCAGAUUGUAUAAAAUAUUUUGUGUGAUAACAAUCAUAAUGGCAAUGAACAAUGGGGAAUGCCUUCAUAGAAUUCUUCUAACGGUAGCAGACUGAUGCCAUAUAGGUUUUGCUAAAUUUAUCAAUGUGGUAGUUAGAUGCUGAAGAUUGAUUUUUAGUGGUAUAUGCCACCUUAUUUUAUGUAGCAACUAUAUUUUGUCCUGUAAACUUGACAUUCCAGAACUUUUAGCUGAGUUACUCUAAAGGUUACCAUCUAAAAUAGUAAAAUAAAAAAAAAAUGUUCCUUAUACUGUAGUUCAAUACACAAUAGUGUCAAUUAAUUUUAUAUUUUAGGUAUUGUAUUUUAAAUUACCAUUUGUGAAGACCAUGUUUGUCCAUAUUCAAAGCAGAUGAAAGCCUCAACUCCCUUGUCUUUUAUAUAGACUGUGUUGACACAGGUGAUUAUGGUUUUUAUUAGGUUAGUAUACUUUAAAUUUUAAUUAUGAUAGCCAUCAAUAAUGUGAUGAAAUUCACGUCCUGUAAGUCAGGAUUGUCUGGAAACCUUUUGUUACAAUUGAGAGACUGGUAUAAAAAUGGUAUAAAAAUUAAGUCAUUCAUUAAAAGGAAUAUAUUUGUUGAUGAAAGGCAUGUAUGUUUCACUUAUGAGAGUAUAAUGUCUAAAUUAUUUUAAUAUCGUUUAUCUCAAAACUUUUCUUUAGGGAUAUUAAUUUACUACUGAAAUCAAGUUUUUAUCAACAUGGGCAUGAGUAUUUGGUGCAAGUUAUUGAUUCUUUCAUAUUUCCCUUACAAUAGGAAGAAAUAGCAACCGUUUUUUUUUUUUUUCUUUUUUUUAUAUAUA